Emiliania huxleyi CCMP1516 is the source of this 1089-nucleotide messenger RNA. RefSeq lists its product as hypothetical. Gene Ontology annotation, molecular function: protein binding. The record is from RefSeq and is a predicted model, not a curated record. NCBI's taxonomy places the organism in Eukaryota, Haptophyta, Isochrysidales, Noelaerhabdaceae. The transcript has a single exon. The annotation marks the transcript as partial.
CGAGAGACGCUCGGCGACCGGCACCCGCACACGCUCGCCUCGAUCAACCACCUCGGCUUGCUGCUGAAGGCCAAGGGCGACCCGGACGGCGCGGAGGCGCUGUUCCGCGAGGCGCUGGAGGCGAGGCGAGAGACGCUCGGCGACCGGCACCCGGAUACGCUCUCCUCGAUCAACAACCUCGGCCAGCUGCUGAGCAAGAAGGGCGACUUGGACGGCGCGGAGGCGCUGUACCGCGAGGCGCUGGAGGGGCAGCGGGAGACGCUCGGCGACCGGCACCAGAGCACGCUCAUCUCGAUAAACAACCUCGGCAAUCUGCUGAGGCAGAAGGGCGACCUGGACGGCGCGGAGGCGUUCUACCGCGAGGACCUGCAGGCGAGCCGAGAGACGCUCGGCGACCGACACCCGAACACGCUCUCCUCGAUCAACAGCCUCGGCUCGCUGCUGCACGCCAAGGGCGACUUGGACGGCGCGGAGGCGCUGUGUCGCGAGGCGCUGGAGGGGUGCCGAGAGACGCUCGGCGACCGGCACCAGCGCACGCUCAUCUCGAUCAACAACCUCGGCUCGCUGCUGAAGGCCAAGGGCGACCUGGACGGCACCGAGGCGCUGUACCGCGAGGCGCUGGAGGGAAGGCGAGAGACGCUCGGCGACCGGCACCCAAGCACGCUCGCCUCGAUCAACAACCUCGGCUCGCUGCUGGAGGACCAGGGCGACCUGGACGGCGCGGAGGCGCUGUACCGAGAGGCGCUGGGGGUGAGACGGGAGACGCUCGGCGACCGGCACCCAAGCACGCUCGCCUCGAUCAACAGCCUCGGCUCGCUGCUGUACGCCAAGGGCGACUUGGACGGCGCGGAGGCGCUGUGUCGCGAGGCGCUGGAGGGGUGCCGAGAGACGCUCGGCGACCGGCACCAGCGCACGCUCACCUCGAUCAACAACCUCGGCUCGCUGCUGAAGGCCAAGGGCGACCUGGACGGCACCGAGGCGCUGUACCGCGAGGCGCUGGAGGGAAGGCGAGAGACGCUCGGCGACCGGCACCCAAGCACGCUCGCCUCGAUCAACAACCUCGGCUCGCUGCUGGAGGACCAGGGAUGA